Molecule: messenger RNA, 1264 nt
Organism: Haliotis rubra (blacklip abalone)
Lineage: Eukaryota; Metazoa; Mollusca; Gastropoda; Lepetellida; Haliotidae
Product: kinase D-interacting substrate of 220 kDa-like
Exons: 2
Coding region: 97-1113 (338 amino acids)
Molecular function (GO): protein binding
Source: RefSeq, a predicted model, not a curated record
UAUAGUUUACUAAACAGGCUAUUCUCUGUUUCAGACUCCACUGAUCCCAGUCAGGGUGGGAGCGAGACGGACCAUCUGCUCCCAGGGGCCAAACCAAUGUCUUCUACACACGCGACUCCAUCACAAGCAGGCCACGACCUCUACUACGCCAGCAGGAGCGGUGACCUGGAGGAGGUGAGGCGGAUCCUGGCAGCGGGUCACGCGGACAUCAACAGUAGAGGACGGUGGAGCAGGACACCGGUGAUGGCGGCAGCAGAGUGGGAACACGGGGAAGUGGUGGAGCUGCUUGUGAGUCGAGGUGCUGAUGUGUCACUGGUGGACGAUGACGGUGACAACACCCUUCACUGGGCCUGUAUGGGAGGAGACAGGGAGACAGUGGAGUAUGUCCUGUCUCUGGACGGGAUGGACGUCAACAGUAGAGGAUGGAGGAGCUGGACACCGGUGAUGAGGGCAGCACGUGAAGGACACAGGCAUGUGGUGGAGUUCCUUGUGAGUCGAGGUGCUGAUGUGUCACUGGUGGACGAUGUCGGUAACAACAUCCUUCACUGGGCCUGUAUGGGAGGAGACAGGGAGACAGUGGAGUAUGUCCUGUCUCUGGACGUGGUGGACGUCAACAGUAGAGGAUGGAGGAGCUGGACACCGGUGAUGAGGGCAGCACGUGAAGGACACAGGCAUGUGGUGGAGCUCCUUGUGAGUCGAGGUGCUGAUGUGUCACUGGUGGACGAUGACGGUGACAACAUCCUUCACUGGGCCUGUAUGGGAGGAGACAGGGAGACAGUGGAGUAUGUCCUGUCUCUGGACGUGGUGGACGUCAACAGUAGAGGACUGAGGAGCAGGACACCGGUGAUGAGGGCAGCACGUGAAGGACACAGGCAUGUGGUGGAGCUCCUUGUGAGUCGAGGUGCUGAUGUGUCACUGGUGGACGAUGUCGGUAACAACAUCCUUCACUUUGCCUGUAUGGAAGGAGACAGGAAGACAGUGGAGUUUGUCCUGUCUCUGGACGGGGUGGACGUCAACGCCAGGAACAACUCCGGGCAGACAGCGGCCGACGUGGCGAGAGACUUGGAACAUCGUCAACUGUCGGAUCUCCUGGUGUCACGUGGUGGACACUGAAGUCAGUGUGGUGUUGUUGUAGACAGUCAUGGAGUACAUGUCAUUACUGACACUGACGUGGUGUGUGACGUUCACGUCAUCGUGUUUUAUAUUUCAGCAUUAAGGUGAGGAUGUUUGACGUAUGUUAGGAAAAUAAAACUUGUGAAACAUU